UGUUGUGUUUUGUGUGGAAACGCGUGCAGCCGCGGUGCAACAGCAACUUUACCUCAACCACAGCCCGGAUGUUGAAGUCACGGCCGAUAUUUUUGCACAGGGAUUCGAUGCAACAAUGACGUGUGAUCACUGAACCGCCAACAUGUCUCGCAGAUAUGAUUCCAGAACAACAAUAUUUUCGCCGGAAGGCCGGCUCUACCAGGUGGAGUAUGCCAUGGAGGCCAUCGGCCAUGCGGGCACCUGCCUGGGCAUCCUCGCCACCGAUGGUGUGCUGCUGGCGGCGGAGCGGCGCAACACGCACAAGCUGCUGGACGAAGUCUUCUUCUCUGAGAAGAUCUACAAGCUCAACGAGGACAUGGCGUGCAGCGUCGCAGGGAUCACGUCUGACGCCAAUGUCCUCACAAACGAACUCAGGGUAAUCGCACAAAGGUAUCUGUUUCAGUACCAAGAGCCGAUCCCUUGCGAGCAGCUGGUCACAACACUCUGCGAUAUCAAACAAGCCUACACACAGUUCGGAGGCAAGCGGCCGUUUGGCGUUUCCAUCCUCUACAUGGGCUGGGACAAGCACUACGGCUACCAGCUCUACCAGAGUGACCCCAGCGGAAACUAUGGAGGCUGGAAGGCCACCUGCAUCGGCAACAACAGCGCGGCAUCCGUGUCGAUGCUGAAGCAGGAAUACAAGGAAGGAGAUAUGACCCUCCAGUCUGCUCUGGCUCUGGCUAUCAAAGUACUCAACAAGACCAUGGACGUCAGCAAGCUCACGGCCGAAAAAGUUGAGAUCGCCACCCUGACUCGGGAGAACGGCAAAACCAAAAUCAAGGUUCUCAAGCAGAAGGAGGUGGAGGCCCUCGUCAAGAAACACGAGGAGGAGGAGGCCAAAGCCGAGAAAGAGAAGAAGGAGAAGGAACAGAAGGAGAAGGAGGGGAAGAGUAGCUAGAGAACACGUAUGCGUGCAAAUUCCCACGGUGUCGCCACUGAAGCACAGAAUGUCCUCAAAGAACCAGGCUAAUUCAGCGGCGUGCUGGGGUUGCCCCAGUAUAUAAAUGCGUUUUCUUAUUAAACAAAAAAAUCUCUGUUAUUUUCAUGAAGACCAAAUCGCUCCCAAUGUACAGCUGGUAAAGAUAUUUAUAUUGCUGUUUAUGUGAAAGAACGCAAUAUAAAAGAAAAGGGGGAUAAAAAAAACGACACUGAAACCCCACUGAAAAGUCACGAUCAAUUCCGGCACACAUUAAUCCGUUGUCGCUGCAGUAGUUGCCGUACGAAACGCCGGCAGCGGACUGGGACCGUGCCGAUGUGUGAUGCCUGCACUCAACGUGGCGGCGCAGCGUCGGGAGUGUGAUUAUGUCAACCCCGUUUGCAGGAAAUCGAUUCAAAAGCAACUGUGUCUUCACAUGAGAAAUCUAACAAUAUUGCACAAACAAGUCAAUAUUAACGAAUGAAUUUCUUGGAGUAUAACAUCGGCUCUGGGUGAUCAUUAGAAUAUCGGUGGUCACUUGGAGCGAAAUGUCCUGCGUGCCAAACAACACGCGGCACGACCCGGGAACUGACCGGCGAGCCGUGCAGCACAACCAUCCAACCUUACACAGUUGCAUUUGUGGAUUUGUGUUUUAACUUUUUGGGUCAAAUUUUGGGGGGCGGCAGUGGUGGGAGGGGGGUUGUGUGCUCGGGAGCAAGUGAAAAUAAGGAGACACACCUUUCUGAAAUGGCCAUGCCUGCCUCGUCCCAAAACGGUAGAGUUUUUUGCGCUUGUUUGACUUCGAAAUGUGUGCCCAGAUGCAGUUGGCUUUAAUUAAGGUUCAUUGUUGACUCGAUGUGUUGUCCCGUUCCAGCCAAUAAAAGUGAGAUGGUGAUAUCA
Messenger RNA from Lethenteron reissneri (Far Eastern brook lamprey), 1855 nucleotides. RefSeq names its product proteasome 20S subunit alpha 4 (gene PSMA4). Gene Ontology annotation, biological process: ubiquitin-dependent protein catabolic process. Lineage: Eukaryota; Metazoa; Chordata; Hyperoartia; Petromyzontiformes; Petromyzontidae. The record is from RefSeq and is a predicted model, not a curated record. Gene Ontology annotation, cellular component: proteasome core complex, alpha-subunit complex; proteasome core complex.